CAUUCUUAAGUUAAGACACCGUGCUUAUCUUAUCACAAGUCCUCAAUCAGUUUGCCCUGAAACUUUAAAAAUAAUUCUAUUCUAUUUCGUCCAAAACCUAAUAACCAGUGCUUUCAUUGCUAAAAUUCACCGUCUACUUCCCCAAAAACAGCCUUAUCAUUCCUUUACAACCUCCUAUCUCUUCUUCAAUCCUAAGCUUACCAUUCUUCCAUUUUAUCUGUGCUCAAGCUUCUUUUAUUCUCUCCUGUUCUCUCAUUCUUACUCUCCUUCCUAUCCUUCGCUUUAUUUCAUAUCUCUUAUCUCUCUCAGGCUGUUCCUUGUUCACCUUCUCUGCUGGCUAUCUAGUCUUCAUGUCUUAGUCUAACAAUUUUUUGCGGCUUGUUAGGGGCUUUAAAUUAUGUACUGAACCAAUGGCUUGUAACGCUUCUGCUUUGUUUCUUCGCUUAAAAUUCCAUCUGUUUGGAGGCUGAGAGUCUUGCUCGGCUUGUUUUAUAGGGAUUAGAAGGGGAAGAAAGUAGAGACUUUAGUUUAGGUUGAUUUUGCACCAAAAUGAGACAGAAAAUGGAAUUUGUGGGUUGAGGUAGGGAGGAAUAAAGUAGAGGGGGUUUAGUGGGGGUAGUGAAUUGGUAUGGAGGUCGGGUUGUGAUUGGGCUUUAUGAGGCUUGAUUGAUUGGGAAGCAGAGUUUAAAAAUUCAGUUCUUUAGGCAGCAAAAUGUUUAGGUUAGGGCUUUUUGAGCUUUGUUGUUAAGAAUAAUUAUUGUUUUAAUCAUGAAUUUAAUAAAGAGCAGUUUUAUGCUUCUUGAGAAUUAUUGUUAAAGUCAAGAAAAACUGUUAUCAAGUUAGAAGUAAAUGAUUUAGCCAAAUAGUAUCAUGGAAAGAAAAUUACACUACAAGGGAACCAAUUUUCAACACAAAUACAAUGGUUUUACUUGAGAGUUAAAAUGGUUUUCUAUUCACCAUACUAUCGUAUUCUGUUCUUCAGAUCAGAAAUUUCCACCACCUGAUCGAAUUUUCUGUUUUUUUCUAUUUUCAUUCUAUCCGACCAAUAUCAAACCUUAUCUCUAUCAUUCCUCCGAUAUCAAGCCUCUCUUUCCUUUUUAUUUAUCCUCCCAUAUAACUCCAAAGCCCCUUCUAACCCACCCCUUCAUUCUUUUAGCUUUCUCUAACCCCCACCUCACUCCUAAAAUCUCUUUAUUCUCCUUAAAAUUUUUACUCUCUUAAAAUCACCUUAAGGCUUCCAAAAUCUUGUUCAAACCCUUUAAACUGUCAAACCCUUCUUCUAUUAUUCAAACACAUUUGUGAAACUUCCAUUUUAUUUAAACCCUCGCAUCCUUAUAAGAUUUUCAACCAUAAACCACUCUCUU
Molecule: messenger RNA, 1364 nt
Organism: Moneuplotes crassus
Lineage: Eukaryota; Ciliophora; Spirotrichea; Euplotida; Euplotidae
Source: the annotation of a GenBank genome assembly